Molecule: messenger RNA, 5161 nt
Organism: Syngnathus typhle (broad-nosed pipefish)
Lineage: Eukaryota; Metazoa; Chordata; Actinopteri; Syngnathiformes; Syngnathidae
Gene: nhsl2
Product: NHS-like 2
Exons: 10
Coding region: 1-3828 (1275 amino acids)
Biological process (GO): cell differentiation
Source: RefSeq, a predicted model, not a curated record
AUGCCUUUCUGCAAGCGCACUGUCCUGCCGAGGGAUUUGUGCAAGCCCGGCGUUGGAGUCAAGACGUCGGGAAUGUUUGCGGACCUGGCCGACGUGUGCGCCUUCACCCUGGCUUCAGUGCUCCGCCAACUCUCGGACCUGUCCCGACACUCGCUGGGCGUCCUGGAGGAGUUGGAGGGCGAGCUGGCGUCCGUCUGCCUCAGGUCCGGCGAGCUGGAGGGCAGACUGGGCCGACUGGUCGAGAUGCUCCGCAAGAGUCCCUCCACACACACAGCCACCGUCGGACUCGAGGUGGAGAGUGUCAGGCGCGGAGGCAGCAGCAGCAGCGACGGCGGCAACGGCAACCACCGUCACAACCACGCCGGAGGAGGACGGCGAGGGAGCUGCGACCACGGCAAUGGCGCGGCCCGCUUUAAGUCUCCAUGGCAACAGAGCGUGAACGUGUUUGGCUCGUGGAGCAGGCCCGAGUGUGUGGAAGAGCUGCACCAGCAGGCGCAGCUUAACCUCCAGAGCCUACUGCAAGAUUUCGAGGAGCAGCUGUGCGACGACAAGCCGGCAGGUCAGACAUUCCGACACCCGCCCUCGCAGAGCUCCGACGACACCUCCCUCGGCCGCCGCUCGCCCGUCUCCCCCGGCAACAAGCGCCCCGACUUCAUCUUUCUGCCGGCAUCCAAGCAGCUCUACGAGGAUGAGACAGCCACGUCAGUCUUCGGACUGAGGUCCCUGGCCAGCCCGUCCCCAUCGCCAUCUCCAUCGUCCUGCGAGUCGGAUCGCCCCCCGUUAGGCUGGAGUGCCAGACCGCCCGUCGCAGAGAAACCUCGCUGGCACCUUGGCAGACGCACGCCGGCUCAAAACGCAGCAGGUGAAGGAGGAGGAGCCGGAGAUAAAUUCCAUGGUGUGGACCUCCUUCAGCACUCGGCCUCCCCAUCCCCCUCUCCAGUGGCGCACUUCCACCAGCCCCGCUCCCUGGAGCCCGUCACGGACACCCCUCAGCAGAACCUGACCCUGAGGAAGAUUCACGCCAACCUUGACAGCACCUCACCCGCAGAUAUCUUUGUGGACCAACCGGGAACCAUGGACCACUCUGGCCUGGUCUGCUCCAACUCUAGCAACUGGAACGGACCGAAAGGCUCCACCUUCUCUCCCGGGGCUUGGACCGAGCCUUACAACUACAUCGCCAAGAAAGGGCCGGCGGUUCCGCCCAAACAGCACAGUGUCAUUGGGCAUACGGGGGUCGGGACGCAGGAAGGCCUGAUGCUCGUGAGCAACUCGACUAUGUCAGACAAUUCCGGGAGGCAGAGGAUGGAGAGGAGGAGAGAGACCGAGGGGGCCACGGCGGAUUUCGGGAGAGGCGGCGCCGUUGGGGCUGCCGAGGCCGGCAGGGGGAGGGGCAUGUCGGCGCGCUCGUUAGCUGCGGCUAACGCAUUCAAGUUCCGCGAACGUUCUCUCUCCACGCCCACAGACUCGGAUUCCUUUUGCUUCACUGAGAUUGGCACAGAUCAGCCGGAUGGGACUCUCACAGCCACAGGAAAUGGGAAUGUGACGUCUGCUGAGCACCAGUGGCAUCAUCAGAACUUUUUGGGUCUCGGUGACAACUACGCUCUCCUCUAUCCCAGGGGGAGCUCAGAAGAUAGCGCCAGUACGACCGACACAAUCUCCGUUUCCGCGUCGGACUACGGUGCCGAAGCACGCUUGUGCCUGCGCUCGCGGUCCAUCUCACUCAAGAAGUCCAAGCGCAAGCCGCCGCCUCCGGUGAGGAGCGUCUCUCUGAUGAAAAACCUCGGCCAGGCUGAGGGAAGGAUCCACCAUGAGGGCGGUCUGCAUCGCGACGGACGGCCAAAGAGCCUGCACAUUCCCAGGGACCACUUCCCCGACUUCCAGCCAGAUUUUCUCUUGCCCAGCUCCAGAUCCGGGGAGCUCGGCCCGGGAGGCUGUGACGGACCUCCAAACCUGCCAGAGCGGGAAGCAGAACCAACUUUGCCCUCACCCUGGCAAUUGGGAGAGUGGAAGAGCAGCGACCCCUACAGGUCUCUAUCGGGCUCGAGCACUGCGACGGGCACGACCGUGAUUGAAUGUAUGAAAGUGAGAGGCAGUUCCGAGUCGUUGCUCAACUCCCCUGCCGCCUCCAGGGCGACGUCACCGUCGCACCUCCUCACCGAAACGGCGGUCAAGCCCGUUUCCCCCUUCAAGCCCCCCGGACUCAUGUCCCCGUCGAGCGGCUAUUCCAGCCAGUCUGAAACUCCCACCCCUACCGUGCCGCUCAGUCAGGCAGCGGGUGGGGGGUCAGCGGGGUCGUCCGGCGGGUCGGGAUGUAAGAUGCGGCCAAAGAUUCCCGAGCGAAAAUCGUCACUACCGUCCCCGAAGGAUCCUGCCGCCAGGUACAGACUAUCCUUUGAGAUGCCGGGCAAUGCCCAUCUGGAGCUGUCGUCCAUCAAGCCAAAGCAAAAGGCGAGCAGACGGCAUUCAGACACGUCCACGGCGACAAAGCCUGGAAAAAUGAGCCCCGGUUCUUCGCAGGUUCUCCCCGUGGUCACCCAGAACGAAUUGAAAACAAUUCGGCUUCGUUCGGUCUCGCGAGGCGAUCUGGAGGACUGCCCGGACGGCGCCUCGGACACCAUCGAGGAAGAACAGCAGUGCAGAGACUUUGAAGACGACGACGCCAGCCCGCCCGCCACCCUACCCAAACCCAAGCCACCCGUCGCCGUCAAGCCCCCUCUGCCAAAACGCCCCCUCAACUUGCUUCUGAAGUCCCAGUCCUCUACCCCUCCUCUCGCCUUGGACUCACCCCCGGCAUCGCCCGUCGACCGUCCCGUGCCCCUGGGCAACAUUUACAAAGUCAUGAGGAAACCCAAAGCCAAAAAAGCUCAGUCACAAGGUCUCCCAAAUCCAACUGCGAUCCCCGAUUGUAAUUCCAUGUCCGGCGCACACGCCGCCUACACCCAGUGCCUCUUCGACCUGCCUCCCCUCCCGGAGCCCCAACCGCUUCUGGAAGACCCCAUGCUGGAGCCGGAAUUUGACCUUCAGCUCGGGCCAGAGGACGGAGGCUCCCUCCCUUCUCCUGGCAGUAACCAGGAGGCCCUGGAACUCCAAGACAAGAGCAAGACCCUUCCUUCAAGAAUGACAAUCUCCAGUCUGGCAGAGCUCUCUGACAAAAAGAAACUCAAGGUUCCUCCCCCCGUGCCCAAGAAGCCAAACGUCCUGCUCCUUCCUUCAUCAGCUAACAGCGGUCCAGACCGCCAAUCCACGCCGACUGACAGCCCACCGGGCGCGCCGUCUUUCGGGGACGCUUUUCCGCCAGACAACAUUAGCAUAAGUGCUGAAAUGUCAACACAGGAUGAGAAUCACUUGGGAGCGGACGCUUUGACGGAGUCUUCGCUUCAUGCUUCCCUGCUGGAAUCUUCCCAAGCGGAGCCGGAAGGGAAAAGUGCCGCCACGGGGACUGGGGCAGAUGACAAAACGGUGCUUCACAUCGUGGAGGAAACGGACGAGGACUUUGUGGCCGGCGCGCCUCCGACACACACCACUGAAGACCUGUUCACCAUCAUACACAGAUCCAAGCGAAAAGUUCUGGGUCGUAAGGAGCCUUCCGACUCCUUCGGAAGCCGCCAGAGUCUGACCUCCCCCGUCAAGCAGAUGAACCUCCAGCGGUCCAGCUCCCGCAACGAGAACUUCAUGGCCCUGCUUCAGAAGAAGGGCAGCAAGUCUUCCAGCGCGGGGGCCAGGGUGUCCGCUGCUGAGCUUCUCAAAAGCACAAAUCCUCUGGCGCGACGUGUCACGGAGCUUUCUGGCGACGGUGGCGAAAUUCAAGGCAAAGUUGGUGAUCAGUGAGGACGCUCCAGUCUUGAUAAGCUAGCGGCUAAUGGCUUUGCUCCAACCACUGGCUGACCAUUUGCGUCGUCCAAUCGCGUCAUUUUGAACCAAAUGGUCCCUGGCUUGGUUGGAGUCGGAGUGUUCCUCAUUGAAGCUCUGGGAGGGUUUGCAAGAGCAGAGACGGGAAUCCCGCGACUUGGUCGGUGGGAAUGUCAGACGUAAAAAGUAUGUAAAAACACCAGAAGGGUAAACAUUUAUUCUUUUCUCCUGGAUGACAGCAACGAGCCCUGAUGAAGAUCUUGAUGAUGAAGAGUCAUGUGAUUUCAGGAACUCGUGUAGUAAUAAUCCAUCUGACCUGUCCACAUGUCAAAUUCUGGUUCAGAUGCUCCACAAAUGGAUUCAACGUCAGGCGGCAAUUGCCCCCCCACCCCUCCAUCGUCGCCUCCCCAACUUGUUUGGUGUCUUUUGUGCCAGUAGGACGUACACAUUCACUAUUAUGUACGUGUUGUGUAUCCAAAGAACAACAAACAAGACACUGCCCGUGUGAUGGAGAACACAAAAAUGUCUGCACAAGCUUGUGUGUGUUGGCAUGAGUAUGCGUGCGCACAAAUCUUCUCCCUCAUCAUCGUCAUUAUCCUCAUCAUGCCUGCGGAAUUUCUGCAUGGAGAGCAUGAAGCAGGUCUCGGGAGGUUUCCCUCUCGUUUUGGUUUCCGGUGACGGGAGCGAACGUGUGUGUGCGCCCGCGAGAGUGUUUGUGUGUCAGCGCGCCGCCAUUGGCCGCCCUGGUGCGUGACGUCACUUCCGGACCCCGCCGUUCCCAUUGACCUUCCCCUCGUCUACACCAGCUGAAUGUCAACAAGCGAGCGGCCACAAAAAGACGUUUAUUCGUUUGAAACUGCCUUUCCGCGCUGGACCUCAGGAAGGAUCAGGAUGACGAACGGGGACACGCGAAGGUCGGCUCACGGGGUAGACUUUUUUUUUUUUUUUGGGCCACUGUGUCAGCUUGCCCUCUGGUGGCGGGAGGUUGCGACGCGCACUCUUGGUCACCGUCACGUCAAAACGCAUCGCUGCUUCUGACCACUCAUCAAGUGAUGCUUUCUUUUUGAAAAUGAUGAAAAAGAGUACUUAACAAGUUUGUUUAUCUUGCAUCACAACGUUUGGCUGCCUUACUGCAGCACCAUGCCAUCUAUUUGAGAUCUGGAUUUUUUUUGGGGUGUGCAGGGGUUGCAGCCAUGUUGACAAACUUUCAAAGGUCAGGAAAGAUUGCCAUUGAUUCAUUUGCUUGAUAUCCACUAAGUGGGCCGUGUAAAAAAAAAAAAAGCCUCUCUUUACUUUGUGUGUGUGCGCGAUG